This is a messenger RNA of Mucor mucedo, 645 nucleotides long. Its product is annotated as beta-lactamase-like protein. The record is from RefSeq and is a predicted model, not a curated record. The transcript is spliced from 4 exons. The coding region runs from base 1 to 645 and encodes 214 amino acids. NCBI's taxonomy places the organism in Eukaryota, Fungi, Mucoromycota, Mucoromycetes, Mucorales, Mucoraceae.
AUGGCAACUGUCGUAGAAAUCAUAUUCUUAGGAACGGGUACUUCCAGUUCAGUUCCCACUAUUGCAUGUCUUACAAAUCCCGAGAAGUCCUGCCCAGUAUGUUUAUCCACCCAAACGCCUGAGGGAAUAAAAAAUAACAGAAGAAAUACAUCCAUGGUGGUUCGUUAUCCAAGUGCUGUGGAAAUCCUCCCUCGUUAUGGUGUUCGUGAGCUAGACGGUGUUAUCAUUACUCAUGGCCAUGCCGAUGCUUGUUAUGGUAUGGACGACUUACGAGGAUGGACCUUAGGUGGUGCAAUCCAACAACGUAUCAAUGUUUAUUUAGCUCCAGAAACAAUGGAAGUUGUUGCAAGAACAUUCCCCUUCUUGGUGGAUUCAUCGUUGGCAACUGGUGGCGGAGAGGUAGCGGAUUUUAAGUACCAUGUCUUUGAUCCCAAGAAAGAUUUUACAAUUGAAGGCCUUGAUUUCACACCUUUAGCCGUGCACCAUGGUAUAUACAUGACGACCAAAGAGCCUUAUAUUUGUUACGGAUUCAAAUUUGAUGGCGUCAGCUAUAUAUCUGACACCAAUUUUAUUCCUGCCGACACAAUGCAACUCAUUCAGGGCAAGUCAAGAAUUUUUGUUGUGGACUGUUUAAGAUGUAAGUAG